Pogona vitticeps (central bearded dragon) is the source of this 2321-nucleotide messenger RNA. NCBI's taxonomy places the organism in Eukaryota, Metazoa, Chordata, Lepidosauria, Squamata, Agamidae. The record is from RefSeq and is a predicted model, not a curated record.
CCCUGAUUUCAGCAUCCUCCACAUGGAUCUCUUUAAUUCAGAUAUCUGAAGUGUAUGAGCGAUGCAUUGCAAUAGCAGAUUAAUACCCACAGUCCUUCAGACGAGAUUUCCCCACUUCUUCGAUAUCAACGGAAGAAUCUAAAAACAAAACCAAGCGCCGCCUUUUCUUUUCUGCCUGGAUGACAAAAGAGCUGGGGAAGCAGCGAAUGUGGUCGGCAGAGGACUCGCCGUUUCCCGCGCAGAGAAGGCUGCCUCCCUCAACAAGAAUUCUGAGGCUACGGACCAAUAUGGCUGCCAGACCUGUAGCUCUAAAAGUGUAAUGCCUCCACCCCCAGCUUGGAGGGACUGAGCACUCACAAAAGGGAAUGUUACGGUGGACAGUGCAUUUAGAAGGUGGGCCCCGAAGAGUCAACCACGCUGCAGUGGCAGUUGGCCACAAAGUGUACUCUUUUGGUGGCUACUGUUCUGGUGAAGACUAUAGAACUCUGCGACAGAUCGAUGUUCAUGUAUUUAAUGCAGUCUCUCUACGUUGGACCAAGCUGCCACCAGUACGAACAGAGAGCGAGGACCAUGUGAGGGAAGUUCCCUACAUGCGAUAUGGACACUCUGCGGUGCUCAUUGAUGACACCAUCUACAUCUGGGGUGGCCGUAAUGACACCGAGGGAGCCUGCAAUGUGUUAUAUGCUUUUGAUGUCAAUACGCACAAAUGGUUCACACCAAAAGUUUCUGGAGCGGUCCCAGGAGCAAGGGAUGGACAUUCAGCUUGCGUAUUGGAUAAGAGCAUGUACAUCUUUGGAGGAUAUGAGCAAGUGGCCGAUUGUUUUUCAAAUGACAUCCACAAGCUGGAUAGCAGCAACAUGACAUGGAGUCUGAUCUGCACUAAGGGCACCCCAGCUUGUUGGAGAGACUUCCACUCGGCUACAAUCAUCGGGAAACAUAUGUAUGUAUUUGGGGGAAGAGCAGAUCGCUAUGGGCCAUUUCACUCCAACAAUGAGAUCUACUGUAAUCAAAUCAAAGUAUUUGACACAGACACGAACUCUUGGCUGGACUUCCCUCCUACACCCGUUCUCCCUGAAGGCAGAAGGAGCCACUCAGCAUUUGGCUACAAUGGAGAGCUGUAUAUAUUUGGUGGAUACAAUGGACGUCUGGACAGGCACUUCCACGACCUUUGGAAAUUUGAUCCAGCUUCUUUCACCUGGAAGAAAAUCGAUCCCAAGGGGAAAGGGCCAUGUCCUCGCCGCAGGCAAUGCUGUUGUAGAGUAGGGGACAAGAUCAUCCUCUUCGGAGGCACCAGCCCAUCCCCAGAUGAAGACAUGGGAGAUGAUUUUGACCUGAUGGAUCAUUCAGACCUGUACAUCUUAGACUUCAGUCCCAGCUUAAAAACACUGUGUAAGGUGGCAGUGAUCCAAUACAACCUGGACCAGUCCUGUCUCCCUCAUGACAUCAGAUGGGAGCUCGGGGCAAUGACAACAAACAGCAACAUUAGCCGGCCAAUCUUCUCCUCCCACGGAUAACCUGGUCUCCUCCUGCCACUCCCAUAAUCCUGAAAGCACCCCUCCCCCCCCCCGCCGCCUUGCAGAUUUCCUGUCAUAUCCCUCACUGUGCCUCUUUGGGCUCUGCUCGUCACAAAGAUUUUCUUGACUGUCCAGCACAAGGAGGGCAUGGCUUGCCAAUCUUCUUACCAUACUUGCCCGACAAUACAUUUGCCCAAAAGGCUGCAUGCACGCAGAACUGAAUAUUGCACACUACAAAAAAUGGAAGAUGGGUGGUUUUGCUCUCACAGCUGGAAGCUAUGUUUUACAUCCACUUAUUGCUGUAGCAGGACUUGAAUUAACUGGAAGAAGAGAACCACAAAUCUCAGGACUAACUGGUAUAAAACCAGCAUAUGUUUCACAUCGUACAGGAUCAAAUAAAGCAAGAAUUGUUCAAGGCUCUGCAACUUUACAUCCUCACCUGUUUUGAGUGCCUAGCCCUCACUGUUAACCCAAGUGCUAAACUGGAUGCCCUAUCUUAAAGCCAUGUUCUCUGCUCAGCUAUGGGCCUAGAAAAGUAUGCUUGAGAGCUUUCCUGCUCUUUCUUGGUAUUUGAACAGACUUCUCUGAGAUUUGAGCCUUCACUGGGAAGAAGGAGAAGAAAAAGAUGACUGCCUGGCUAGGGAAGGAGUGGCCAUUCAACAUCUUGUGGAACUGAGCAAAACAGAGACGUUUCUGUGUCGGGUGUGGGGGAGGUCAACUCAAGAUCUGAAAUGCUGCUAUACAGUUCGGUUUGCUAUGUACAAAGCAGCAGCUUUGAAUUUAUAAAUGCUGAAAGGAAAAGCCAAA